GGAGCGGUGGUAGUACAUAAUCGUCCGCGUGGGUGCGGGAUUAAAUCAGCCUGCUGAAGGUUCUUUGGUCUAGCGUCUUGAACCUGGUGGUGAGUUUGGUCAAUGGGGUUGGGGUGUUGGUUCGCUGUAUGGAAGCCUGAGUUGGAUGGGGUCGUGGACGUCCAGCGAUCCUUCCAUGUCUUGUUUGUGCAGGCUUUCUACGAAGGAUAGUGAGAGUCGGGUGUCGUCGAGCAGUUUGCACACCGUUUUUCUGAAGGCCCGUGUGUUCCUGGGUUUGCCUUGGAAUAUGCGCUUGAUCACACUCGUGUUAUCCGAGUAGAAAACUACUCUGUGGGACGUGUAUCAUCCUCGAGGAGGAAUUCGUGAUCUCCCAUUCCUAUAUAAGAGCAUGUGACAACUUCCUCACGUUCGUUCAGGUCUCGUCCUUCCUCGCUCAACAAUCAUGAGGGCGGUGAUCCUUGCGCUAGCAUCUGCUCUUGCGACGAACGCAAUGCCGACAGAUACUGCGGUUCGCUUCAAUGGCUUAGUUGAAAACCUCGCCCCACCACCAGUUGACGAGUGGGCAAUCUUGCAAGAGGGCGUCGCGAGCGUUGUUGAAUCUGCUGUCAAGAAAGUCGCCGAUACUAUCUCAUCUGCAUUAAGGACUCCGCCCACCAUCUCUCGAUGGAAGGGAUUCAAGGGGGAGCGCGAAGUCGAGUUCGUUCAACACGGAAACAGUGUUUAUGAGCUUCUUCGCAUGCCCGAAUUUCCUGAGCACCAGAUACGUCUGAAAUCGCCCAGCUUGUGCGAUAAAAGCGUGAAACAGUAUGCCGGGUACCUCGACAUCGCGGAGAAUAAGCAUCUCUUUUUCUGGUUCUUCGAGGCCCGCGUGAACCCAAAGGAAGCACCUCUUGUCCUUUGGCUGAAUGGAGGACCGGGUUGCUCCAGCAGCAAUGGUCUCCUUUUCGAGCUCGGCCCCUGUAGCAUUAGGCCUGAUGGUCAAGACACCGAGUUAAACAAGUAUUCUUGGAAUACUCACGCUAACAUAAUAUUCCUUGAUCAGCCUGUCAAUGUUGGGUAUUCUUACUCCGAAGAUUCCACCGUGAACAACACCCCUACCGCGGCCGAAGAUGUUUGGGUGUUCUUAGAGCUAUUUUUAAACCGUUUCGAGGAAUACGCCAAACUGCCUUUCCACAUUGCAGCCGAAAGUUACGGAGGUCGAUAUGGUCCACUCAUCGCCUCAGCAAUUUUCAAACACAAUCAAGAACUUGCUCUCGCGCCAACCCCAAGCCCCACUAUAUUGCACAUUAACCUGGCUUCCCUCCUCAUUGGAAAUGGUUUAACUGAGCCAUAUACUCAAUUUUCUACUGUUCCCGAGUAUGCAUGUAACGGGCCAUACCCCGUUUAUGAUGACCCAGAAGGGCCUGAAUGUCAGGCACUUCGAAGCAAGGUCCCCACAUGCCAGCGACUCGUCCAGUCUUGUUACACUUUUGGAACCAAGUUUACUUGCGUUCCCGCUGGUCUCUAUUGUUGGUCUCAGUUGUACGGGCCGUUCCAGCAACUCGGUCUCAAUCCUUAUGACGUUCGUCGCAAGUGUGAUAGGUCGCAAGAUGGGGACUUGUGCUACAAGCAAACGGGUUGGAUCGAGACUUACCUUAACAAAGCCUCGGUGAAGCAAGAACUUGGCGUCGACCCUGCGACGGAGUUCAAGAGCUGCGAUGCAGACGUUAACCAAGCGUUCAUGUUGCAAGGUGACGGGGUGCAUAACAGUGCUGCCGUUCUUCCUGAGUUAUUAGAAAAUGGUAUACGCCUCCUUGUUUAUGCCGGGGACGCUGACUUUAUGUGCAAUUUCAUUGGUAACCACGAUUGGAUGCUUAAGCUCGAGUCAGUUUACCAUGACGAGUUCCAUAAGGCGCCGUUCUUCCCAUUCCACACUAGCGGUGGUAAGUUCGCUGGCGAAUUCCGCGCAGCUGGUGGAGGCGGUCAUUUCGGUGCUGGGAAUUUCACCUACGUUGUCGUUCACGAGGCUGGGCACAUGGUUCCAUAUGAUCAACCUGAGGCCGCCCUAGAUCUCUUUGUUCGGUGGAUCACCGACUCUCCUCUUGGCCAUGGCUCUAACAGUUCCAAGAGUGCUGGCAUUCCCCCGCUCUCCUUGUAAUCGUGGCUAGAGACUUUCAUAUUGUUGGACACGGCCUCGGCACAUUCGUAUGGGAAGCCUACGUAGUAAGGCUGCUGGUAACACAAACUGGCCUAAGCCUUCAUUGCAGAUACCUAAUGAUAGAAGAGUCCCAAUAUAGUUUUUUCGUGCAUCAGCUCCAUUUGGACGGGCAAGUUAUGACGGCGCUCGGGGCUCACAGUACCCGUGCCCCGUCAUACUGUUGAUAUUUUAUUUAUGCCACUCCUUAUCAAUUGUCAUUCCUACUUCUCAACCAUUGAUAUUUUUCUUCGUACCAUAUCACCUUCAUCAGUGCGUGCUUGCACACGGCUAUGAGUGACUGUCCUCCCUGAAAACCCACCUGAUCCUUGCAGACCUUUUGGGUAGCCAGUGCCGAUAGUAGAAUGAAUCCCUGUCAGCAAACGGCGCAUACGAGAAGAUCGAGGAUAUAUUAGAGAACGAGUAACUUAGAAACCCUGACCCAUAACAUC
This is a messenger RNA of Cantharellus anzutake, 2625 nucleotides long. Its product is annotated as Alpha/Beta hydrolase protein. The coding region runs from base 443 to 2137 and encodes 564 amino acids. The transcript is spliced from 16 exons. The record is from RefSeq and is a predicted model, not a curated record. Gene Ontology annotation, cellular component: fungal-type vacuole. Lineage: Eukaryota; Fungi; Basidiomycota; Agaricomycetes; Cantharellales; Hydnaceae. Gene Ontology annotation, biological process: proteolysis. Gene Ontology annotation, molecular function: serine-type carboxypeptidase activity.